Molecule: messenger RNA, 4010 nt
Organism: Glycine soja
Lineage: Eukaryota; Viridiplantae; Streptophyta; Magnoliopsida; Fabales; Fabaceae
Exons: 2
Coding region: 348-1388 (346 amino acids)
Biological process (GO): regulation of transcription by RNA polymerase II
Cellular component (GO): SAGA complex
Molecular function (GO): transcription coactivator activity
Source: RefSeq, a predicted model, not a curated record
AAAACGCAGGUGCCUUUGACCAUAUUACGACUUGGAACUUGGAAGCUUCGGAAAGGUCAAGGUGGCCCUUUCUCCUCCUCCAUCCUUGGCAACAACAAUAAUAACAAGCCCUAAUCCUUUUUCUUCUUCUUGUACUUCCCAAAGCAAUAGCUACCACUGUACUCAUCCACUAACUGCAAUUGGAAACCACCCACUUCACACUCAAUUCAAAUUUCAAGGUUUCGCAUUCUCAUCGCUCGGUUCGUUUUCCCUUUUUUUUUCCCACUUUAGUGUUGUUGGGUGCUCUGAGUUUUCGAUUCUUGAUCAACAAUUUCGCGCAUUCAGCAGUGAUAAGUUGGGGAAGCAUUAUGCCAGCAGUGCGGUAUUUUUCUCCUGAAGAAACCAUAGAGCAAAAGUUACAAAUUGAAAGGAGGCUUGGUAGUGUGAAAACGUGCAAGUACUUUAAUCUUCUGGAGAGAUUUCUGAGUUUCAAAAUAAGCAAACGUGAGUUUGAUAGGAUCUGCAUAGCAACUAUUGGGAGAGAAAAUGUCCCUCUUCAUAAUCAUUUUCUCAAGUCAAUCUUGAGAAAAGCAUGUCUCUCCAAGACAGCCGGACCAAGAGAAAGCAAAUUAGAAAGUUCUUGGAAUGUGAAAACGCCAAAUGGAUGUAGCAACCUUCAGAUGCUGUGCAAGGAUUUUCCUCAAUCUCCUCGAAAAGGCAGGACUCCAAAUUUACGUGAUCGGAAAUCCAGGGACCGUCCCUGCCCUUUUGGUCCUCAUGGGAAGAACAACAGCAUUGGAUUUGAGGAUUCAAUCCCAAAAAUUCAUGAGCAGCAAAGUAUUGUCAAUCUGCAAUCUGCAGGUAGUAGACUUGCUCUCUCUGUGGAAGAUGGGGAGGAGAUUGAUCAGGAUUAUGAAAUCCUGAACCUUUUCAAAAAGAGUCCCAUUCAAGCACCUCUUGCUAUUCCCACUUACAAUAGAAGACCACCGCAAAAACAUUUAUCCCAAGGAUUAUCAUCUGGUACUGUAAGUGAUACCUGUCAAAGCAUUGCUCAGCUACCUGAUACAUGUUCUUUGAUGAAAAGGUUGGAGCAGAAAUUGGAAAUAGAAGGACUUAAGAUCUCAACGGAUGCUGCCAGCUUGUUAAACAAUGCACUUGAUGUUUACCUCAAAAGAUUGAUAAAGCCCUGUUUGGAUUUAGCUGCUUCAAAGUUGGUAAAUAAGUUCAGUGGUCCAAUACAACCUGGUCUGAAUGAACUACCAAUGAGACGAUGUGUGCAAAAGUCAAUUGGAUCUCCUUCUGUAUCUAUAUCUGACUUUAGAACAGCAGUAGAGUUGAAUCCUACUAUAUUAGGGGAAGAUUGGUCACUAAAUUUGGAGAAGGUUUGUCUACAUGCAUUAGAAGACUGAACCCAGACAGGUUCAACACUGUAUUGAUGCCAGCUAUAAAAUUGAAUUUUCCUCAAAGUAAUGAUAUUGGAUAGGUAAGUCAUCCCUGAAUCCAAUAUUGAUUUUUCACUCAACAUUGCUGACAUACGUAAAUGGAAAUAUGAGAAGUUUUGAUCUGCUGAUUGCAAUCUGUAUAGGUUUCAGUGCUGACAAAUUUGGUUUGGGACAUAUUAAAUUAUAAAAUUAUUAGAUGCCAUAAGAAUAAAGUUUAGUUAAUAGAUAGGAUCUCUUCUUGAUAUAGGUAGGUUAUUUCUUCAUUGAAUUAAGAUUUUUUUUCUUUUUUUUGUAAAGCUCAUGUUCAGUUUUCCAUUACAAACAUUCUGUUUUGUUCUGAGUAUCAUUAGUUUGCAUAUCAUCAGUGUGCAUGUAGGAAAUUAUAGCAUCUUAAUUGUUUGCUUGUAUAAAGGUCAAGCAUGAAAAAGUCAUCCUUCUAAGUUGUUUCAAAUAAUGCAAAUUGGUCUUGAUAUGCGUAAACACAGUACAUUAAUUACUUCUCUUUGUUUGCUUUCUGCAUUUUUUAGAGGUCCAAGCAGUAGACAAUGAAAAUAAAGAAUGAAAGGUCCCACAAAAACAAGCAACUUUGUUUUCAAAUAAUGCAUAUUUAAACCAUAACUAUAUUUUAAAAUUUUACAUGUGUUGCGUUGGGAUCUAAAUAUGUGUAUCAUCUUUGUAAUAGUUGUGUUUUUAAGUUUUGAUCAUAAUAAAAUUUACUAGUAAUACAACAGUUGGUAGAAGUGGUGUGAUUGUUAUUGUCAUGGAUUGAAUUUCUUGCAACAAACCCAAGUAGUACAUAUGUGCCCUUUCUGUUGUGUAUAAAAGACAGGAACUAGCUUUGAUCCGGAAUCCAAUUAGUUGGUUCGGGUCUUCUAACCUGUCAAUUAAUUGGUUAUUCUUGGAUGUGUCUAUUUCCUAUCUAGGUCUCCAUUGAAACUAGAUUUAACAAUAUAGUCAUUUAUUGCAUUGUAUUUUUGUAGUAGGUGCAUGAUGUUCAUGAUCAGACAUCUAUUUGAAAUUGUAAGUGCAAUCUUAAUUUAGAAUAUUAAAGGUUAAUGAAAUAUUGGUACUCUUUCUUGUUAGAUAGAUGAAGCAGCUUGUGCACAUGGGUAAUUGGCAAAGUACAUUAACUGCAAUCUUAUGUGUAUACAAUUAAGUUUUUUAAUAAAUAAAUAAUUUCUAAUAUAUAAAUUAUAUUAUAAUUAAAUUCUUAAAUAAAUAUCUUUGAAUAUAUAAAUAAUAUUUUAAAUUUACAACGAAUAGUUUAAAUUGUGAUAUAAGAUUAUUUUUAAUUAUUGAUAAUUUUCUCUUAAAAAAAACUAUAGAAAUUCAAUUCAGAAAUAGAGAUAAAAGAGGCUAGAGUGAAAGAGAUAGGUGGUUAAGAAGAUCAAAUAUACAAGUAAAAGAUAAAAAGAUGGAAGUUUGAGAUGGUUGAGAGACUUUUUGACUAGUUGCUGAGAUAUAGCUUGUGAAGUGCUUAUUCGAAAGAGAAUCGAAUGUGUAUUCUAAUAUUGUGAAUAUUUAUUCGAAAGAUGGAAGUUUGGGAGACUUUUUAACUAGUUGGAGCGAGAGUAUGUAUUCUAAUCUUUGAUAUGAGUAAAUUAGAUGGUUUCUAUCUUGUUUCUCAUAUUUGUUGUUUUAACUUUUAAGAGUAUGUAAUGUACCAUAUAUAUGUGAUUCCAAUAGUCUUUGCAAGUUCUUGACUUGACACAUUGAGUUUUGGCUUGUGAUGGAGAAUUUGACAGUGUAUAUAGCUUAAGUUCUUUUCACAUGCCAUAACAUUUGUGAUUCCAUGAGUCUCUGUAACAGUACUCAACAUCACAUGUGAUGGAGAAUUUGGCAUUUAAAUGAGCAGAAUAUAGGUGUGUAUCCUAAGGCCGUACCCGAAGAAUUAACGGAGUAUUCUCUUUGGAAGAUAUAUUUGGAGACUAGUGAGUUUUUCUUGACUACAAUUCGCUCACCACUUGUGUCUAUUACCUAGUUGCAUAGUGGAUCUUUUAACAAUUUUCCUUGGAGCAUGUUGGCAGAUUUUGUUGAGGAGAUUUAUUUUUGGACAUGGUUUUUCAGCAUCUUCCCUUUAAGUUUGUGUAUUUGUCUUGGUACUCAUAUUGUGGCAUCUUAAAUGAUCUUUGUUGAAUAGUCUCAACUUAUAUGAAUCUGCAAAGGGAGCAUGCAAAUGGAGCUUGCCAUUGUACAUAUAUAAGGUGAACAAACCAGAUUGGUAUGCAGAUGAUUUGUUUAGACUACCCUCACCUCACCUACCCAGGUUGGCUUAACUAAUGAAGGGAUUUUAGACAAAGCUCUACACAUCCGAAAUGCAUGAGUUUGAAUUUCAAUUUACCCUUGACCCAAUUUCAAUUUAUUUCCUUAGGAUUUCCUGGGGUUGAUAGACAUAAUGAUUGAUGAGCCUUUGUGGCUUGAUUGUUAAAAUAUAUACUUAAUAAACCAAGAAAGAGCAUAGUCACCGGUUUAUCAUUUUUUAUUAUUUGAUAUUUUGGCUUAAAAGGAGUCAAUACUUUUUUGGCCUUGAAAAUAUCAUUUGUUUUGAUGUUGCCCUUGUGUUUGUUCUCUACCCCACUUUGAAUUUUA